This is a messenger RNA of Trichomonas vaginalis G3, 2022 nucleotides long. RefSeq lists its product as uncharacterized. The transcript has a single exon. Lineage: Eukaryota; Parabasalia; Trichomonadida; Trichomonadidae. The coding region runs from base 1 to 2022 and encodes 673 amino acids. The record is from RefSeq and is a predicted model, not a curated record.
AUGAGCGAUCAAGGAGAGGUUGAUACAAAGGAAAUAGAAACUGAGUACCAAGAGGCAGUUGGUGAGCAGGCAACUCCUGAACCAGCCGAAAAUGAAAAUCAAACAGAAAAUUCAGAAACUCCAAAAGAUGAUGAAACAAAACCAGAAGAAAACAACAAUGAAAACGCUCAACCAGAAGCAGAAAAGCCUGCUGAGGUUGAAGAAACACAAGAAAAGCAACCAGAACAAGAAAAUCAACAAGUUAAUCAAGAAAAUGAACCACCAAAAGAAGAAACUACCGAAAAUACACAAGCUGAGCAACCACAGGAAGAAACAAAACCAGAAGAAGAAAACAAAGAAAACGCAGAAAAUGAAAAUACAAAUAUCGAGGAAACAAAGCAAGAAACAGAAGAAACAAAUACACAAGAAGAACAACCAGCUGAAGAACAAAAGCCAGAAGAGAAAGUUGAAGAAAAUAUCGGAAAUACAGAAUCUGUAAAGGAAGAAGCAGAAAAACCUACUGAAGAAGCGAAACCAGAUGAAGAGCAGCCAGCUGAAGAAGUAAAGCCAGAAGAAAAUGUUGAAGAACAAAAAGAAAACGCUGAAGAACAAAAAUCUGAACAAAAUCCAACAGAAGAAGAACCAAAGCAAGAAGAACAGCCAGAAACCGAACAAAAACAAGAAGAAAAUACCGAAGAACAAAAAGAAAAUACAGAAGAACAAAAAUCCGAAGAAAAUACAACAGAAGAACAGCCAAAACAAGAGGAACAACCAGAAACUGAACAAAAACAAGAACAAACAGUUCCAGAAAAUACAGAAAACAACGAAAAUAAAGAAAAUACAGAAAAUGCUGAAGAACCAAAGCCAGAAGAAGAAAAACUUGAAGAACCCGAAGCUGAAGUAGUUGUUGAACGCGAUAUUAAAGAAGAACAAGCAGAAGAACCAAAAGAAAAUUCAGAAUCUCGGCCAGAAGAGAAGAAAGAAGAAUUCAACCCGUUUGGAACCACAGAAGAGAAACCAGUUGAAGAAAAGAAGGAAGAAGAGAAUGUUUUCGGUGGAUUUGUUGAUAAUGUCCCAGAAAAGAAAGAAGAGAAGAAAGAUUACUUCAAUCCAUUCGGAAAUACAGAAGAGAAACCAGAUGAAGAGAAGAAAGAGGAAGAAAACGUUUUCGGAGGAUUUGAAGAUAAUAUUCCAGAAAAGAAAGAAGAAAAGAAGGAAGAUUUCAACCCAUUUGGCACUACAGAAGAGAAGAAAGAGGAAAAGAAGGAAGAAGAGAACGUUUUUGGUGGAUUUGUCGAUAAUGUUCCAGAAAAGAAGGAAGAAAAGAAAGAUACUGACUUCAAUCCAGUCGGAACAACAGAAGAAAAACCUGCAGAAGAACCAAAGCCAGAAGAAAACGUUUUUGGUGGAUUUGAAGAUAAUAUUCCAGAAAAGAAAGAAGAAAAGAGCGAUUUCAAUCCAUUUGGUAACACAGAAGAGAAGAAAGAAGAAAAGAAAGAAGAAGAAAACGUUUUCGGAGGAUUCCAAGAUAAUAUUCCAGAAAAGAAAGAAGAGAAGAAGGAAGAAGGCUUCAAUCCAUUCGGUGUCAGCUUCGAAGACAAGCCAGCUGAGAAACAACAAGAAGAAAAGAAAGAUUCCGAUUUCAAUCCGUUUGGAGGCGGAUUCGUCGACCAACCAUCCGAAAAACCACAAGAAGAAGAGAAGAAAGAUGAUGGAUUCAACCCAUUUGGCGGAGAUUCCUCAUUCAAUCCGUUCGGAGCAAAUCAAGACAACUCUUUCAACCCAUUUGGAGGAGAUAGCCAGUCAUUUACUGUUGAUUUCAACUCAUUCACACCAGACGCACAAUCCCAGUCAUUCACAUUCGAUGCUGAUGAAGAUGAUUCAGCUCAAGAUGAAGAACUUUACCAAAAAUUCCUUACUUUGAUACAGAAUCCAUGUUUCGACUAUACAGGAAGACCUCUACAAGAACUGUUCCGUCACGAGGACCCAACAGAUACUCCUGAAGCUGCAUUCGCACUUCUUGUCGGAGAAAAGACCAAAUAA